AUGAUUAUCAUAGUUAUCCCUGUCUCACAAAACCGUGGGGAAAAUAUGUAUACACUGCCAGUGACUACUCUACCAAAGAAGAAAUUUCUAAAGAUACAGUUCCGUGCUGCACCUGCUCUUCCCUUAUUUGAAUGUACCUAUGCAGAAUCAACUCGAGAAACAACAUGCCAAAUAAAGGGGCUGCCAGUAACAGAAGCUAAUAACUUGGAGAAUCAUUAUAAAGCUCUUAAUAUAUAUUCUGGAAAAGUGAAAAAUUGCCUAGAAAUCGACACUGAAGGAAUUAGUAUUUUAAAUGUUUUAGGCAGCCAUGGUUAUAAUUACAGAGUUGAAUCACAAUCCAUGGCAAUCGAUACAACUGCUAUUGGGGGAAGCAUGGUUAAGACUCAAAAAACAAUUUGGACGCUUACAAAAGUUGAAUGA
Leptosia nina is the source of this 420-nucleotide messenger RNA. The record is from the annotation of a GenBank genome assembly. NCBI's taxonomy places the organism in Eukaryota, Metazoa, Arthropoda, Insecta, Lepidoptera, Pieridae.